AGAGCAGAGCCGAGGUUAGCUAGCAAGCAAGCAAGCGGUGGAGGGAAAGCUAGGUGGGAGAGAUGGAGGAGAGACUACUGGUGAUGAAAAAACAUAAUUAUUUAUUGGCAAUUAGAUUUAAUUUCAAUGUCCGUUAUUUUCAGUCAAUUCCCUUUUAAAUGAUGUUUUGUUUUCAUGCAACGUGCUAACGUUUAGCUGUAGAGCUAGCUACUGUACAGGUAGUAUCGUCACGUUCGCCUCCUGUUGCUAAACUAGCGGGAUUGAAUGAUAGUCUGGCUUUGCUCUCUGUCAAAAUAGUUUUUUUCCCUAUGGUCCUAAACAAAUUCUCACACAUACAAAACGCAGUUAGUAACUGUGUAGAACACAUAGCUAGUUGGCUAAAAAGAAAAGCAAAGGUACCGUUAUUUGGUCAACUAAGUUAGCUAACGUUAGCCUGCUAACUGGGCCUGGAAUGGAGCCAGGUGAUUUGCGUGUGAGCCCAGCAGGCUCCGGAGACCCCGAAGUGGGUGAAUGGAGGGAAGAGACCCCUGGUGGGGAUGCCGAGGUGAAGGGCGGGGAACCAAAUGACAAGGAAAUUAAUGGAGAUACAGCUGAAACGGUGCUCAAAGAGAAAGAAACCUGCGAGGGAGAAGAGUGUACAGCGAAAGAGAAGAACGAAGGUGAACUACACAGCCCAUAUGAAGAGGAAUUGGAUCCCAGAAUUCAGGUGAGGAAAGAUUGGCCGAACCCUUAUAAUAGAUUUUAAUCUCAAUGGGGUUUCCUGGUCUAUGCUUAUAGCUAAAGGUUAACAAAAUGAGUUGCAUGCAUGAGUAGAUAAACUGCAGUCUUGUAUGGUCAAUUAGCCUACUGUUGAUCAUUCAACAGGGGAGUGAUGUUUUGCUCAGUCCAUAAUGGCUAAUUCAGGAGAAUUAAAUCAAUGUUUGUGCACAUGCCACUCUUCUUUUAAAUAUUUUUUAGUUGUUAUAAUAUUUACUCACCUUUUCUCCUCAAUUUCGUGAUUUCGAUCUUGUCUCAUCGCUGCAACUCCCCAACUGCCUCGGUAGAGGCGAAGGUCGAGUCAUGUGUCCUCCUAAACAUGACCCGCCAAACCAUGCUUCUUAACACCUGCUCGCUUAACCCGGAAGCCAGCUGCAUCAAUGUGUCUGAGGAAACACCGUUCAACUGAAGACUGUAAUCAGCCUGCAGGCGCCCAGUCCGCCACAAGGAAUCGCUAGAGCGCGUGAGCCAAGUAAAGCCCCCCAGGCCAAACCCUCACCUAACCCGGACGACGCUGGGCCAAUUGUCCACCGCCCUAUGGGACUCCCGGUCACGGACGGUAAUGAUCGAACCUCAGGCUGUAGUGACGCCUUAGACUGCUGCGCCACUCGGGAGGCCCCAUGCCACUCUUUCUGAUAUCAUGAUGUGAUUAAUCUAUGUUAAUCUAUGUUGAAAUAAACAGGGAUUAUCCACCAAAUGUAACAGUGGUGCCAAGAGAGCUAAUAUUAACUGAUUGUGUUGUUACAAACCAACUAUUAAAUCUGCCUUCUCCUGUGCUCCCUCAUAUAUUUUCUGUUUCCAGGAGGAGUUGGAACACCUCAACGAGGCCAGUGUAGAAAUCAACCAACUAGAACUGCACUUGGAUGUAAGUAGAUAUCAUCACCUCUCCCAUGAUAAAUCUGGCCCAAUACAUCACCCCUUUCCGUACUGAUCAGGUUUUUCCAAAGAAUCAAUCGUCAGUUCAUUUUCAAUUCCUAUAACAUGCUUUAAACCCAUUCUUAAUCUGGAAAAUAUGCUUUAGAUUAGCAGAAAUGCCCAUUACAAUGAAAUCUGAUUAGGAAUUCCUUUUGUACAUGUGUAGGAUGCCAGAUCGGGUUACAGGAAGAUCCUCACAGACUCGGCCAGAAAACUGAACGCCCACAGCUCCCAGCUUGGUACCUGCAUCGAGAAGGCCAGGCCCUACUAUGAGGCUCGUCGACUUGCCAAGGAGGUACUGUUGUACAUGCACUGUGUGGGAUUUCAUGGCAUUUGCAACAACACAUUUCAAGAGUUCAUCUUUAAAUGAAUCAAAAUAUGGGAAUCGAUGCAGUAUUUGCCAUUCACCUGCUUGUCCCACUUUUCUCAAAUCUCAACAACAGUUUAAUUGUUUGUCCCCCGUGAUUGGUUGCUGUGCAACUGCAUGCCCUGUUUUCUCAGUAUCUGAUUGGCUGUCCCUCCCACAGGCUCAGCAGGAGACCCAGAAGGCGGCGCUGAGCUACGAGCGGGCUGUCUCCAUGCACACGGCUGCCAGGGAGAUGGUUUACGUGGCAGAGCAGGGCCUCAUGGCCGACGGCAAGAACACCCUGGACCCCACCUGGCAGGAGAUGCUCAACCAUGCUACCUCCAAGGUAACAGGGGAAACCCCAGCUACCGCUAUAACUGCAUCAAUACAAAAUAAAAUGUUUUCAUCAGCUAGUAUGUGAGCGAGCUGAUAUGGUAUUCAUUUAAUCAGUAUUUCCCUUACAAUCCCCACCCCACCGCCAAGUAGCUAUGUUCCCCCAUGACAAAAAUUUGUUUAAAUUAGUUUGGCAGUUAGCCUUGUUUGGCAACCCCAGCUGCCAGUGUAACCAAUAUUCCAGGUUGUGUUGCAUUCUGUAUCAUUGUAUCAUUGCAUCAAACGUGAUCAAUGUGUAAGCUAUUUGAGGUGGCUGAUACGGUAUACAUUGAAUCAGUAUUUUCCUUACCAUUCCCCCACCCCCCGGGUAGCUAUUUUCUCCCGUGCCUAAACUCUUUUGAAUUGGAUUGGUUUCAAUGAGCUAGGCAGUUCGUUUUGUUAGGUUGGUUGGGGGUUAGGAUACUGAUUGGGGUGUUUUCCCAUCUAAACAUUUGUGUUGUUGUGUGUUCAAGGUGAACGAGGCAGAGGAGGAGCGCCUACGCAGCGAACGGGAGCACAUGCGUGUCACCCACUCUUGUCAGACAGCAGAGGCUCGAGUCCAGACCCUGCAGAAAUCUCUCAAGAGGGCCAUCGUUAAGUCCAAGCCUUACUUCGAGCUCAAGGCCCAGUUCAACUACAUACUUGAGGUAAAUAGAUAUAUAAUAUACAGUGCAUUCGGAAAGUGUUCAGACCCCUUGACUUUUUCCACAUUUUGUUACUUUACAGCCUUAUUCUAAAAUGGAUUAAGUUAAUUAAUUCUACACACAAUACCCCAUAAUGACAAAGCGAAAACAUGUUUUUGUACAUUUUAUUAAAAAUUAAAAACAGAAAUAGGCACACACCUGUCUAUAUACGGUCCCACAGUUGACAGUGCAUGUCAGAGCAAAAACCAAGCCAUGAGGUCGAAGGAAUUCUCCGUAGAGCUCCGAGACAGGAUUGUGUCGCGGCACAGAUCUGGGGAAGGGUACCAAAAAAUGUCUGCAGCAUUGAAGGUCCCCAAGAACACAAUGGCCUCCGUCAGUCUUAAAUGGAAGAAGUUUGAAACCAUCAAGACUCUACAAACCGAGCAAUCGGGGGAGAAGAGCCUUGGUCAGGGAGGUGACCAAGAACCCAAUGGUUACUCUGACAGAGCUCCAGAGUUCCUCUGUGGAGACGGGAGAACCUUCCAUAAGGAAAACCAUUUCUGCAGCACUCCACCAAUCAGGCCUUUAUGGUAGAGUGGCCAGACGGAAGCCACUCCUCAGUAAAAGGCACAUGACAGCCCGCUUGGAGUUUGCCAAAAGGCACCUAAAGGACUCUCAGACCAUGAAAAACAAGAUUCUCUGGUCUGAUGAAACCAAGAUUGAACUCUUUGGCCUGAAAGCCAAGCAUCACGUCUGGAGGAAACCUGGCAUCAUCCCUACGGUGAAGCAUGGUGGUAGCAGCAUCAUGCUGUGGGGAUCUUUUUCAGUGGCAGGGACUGGUAGACUAGUCAGGAUCAAGGGAAAGAUGAACAGAGAAAAGUACAGAGAGAUCCUUGAUGAAAACCUGCUCCAGAACGCUCAGGACCUCAUACUGGGGCGAAGGUUCUCUUUCUCCAACAGGACAACGACCCUAAGCACACAUCCAAGACAAUGGAGGAGUGGCUUCGGGACAAGUCUCUGAAUGUCCUUGAGUGGCCCAGCCAGAGCCCGGACUUGAACCCGAUUGAACAUCUCUGUAGAGACCUGAAAAUAGCUGUGCAGUGACGCUCCCCAUCCAACCUGACAGAGCUUGAGAGGAUCUGCAGAGAAAAAUGGGGGAAAACUCCCCAAAUCAAAUUGUAUUUGUCACAUGCCCCGAAUACAUCAGGUGUAGACCUUACAGUGAAAUGCUUACUUAUGUCACGGCUGUUGAGAGACGGGUCAGACCAAGGUGCAGCGUGGUAUGCGAACAUGUUUAUUAAACUGAAUAUACACUGACAAAACAACAAAAGGCAACGAAACGUGACGUCGGAAGGCUAUACACAAACAAGCCAAACUCACCGAAACACAAACAAGAUCCCACAACCCAGGCAGGAAAACUGGCUGCCUAAGUAUGAUCCCCAAUCAGAGACAACAAGCGACAGCUGCCUCUGAUUGGGAAUCACACCCGGCCAAACAUAGAAUCUAAACAGAAAACUCACACCCUGACCCAACCAACCAGAGGUCUAUCGAUCAGGGCGUGACAGUACCCCCCCCCCAAAGUGCGUACUCCGGCCGUACCAACCUGACUCAUUAGGGGAGGGUCCGGGUGGGCAUUCAUCCUCGGAGGCGGAUCCGGCUCCGGGCGUGACGACCUCUCCCUCUCUGCCUCCCCGUUGCGCCCCUGGUCUGGUCUGGACCUCGGCGCGAUGCUUCCCCUCUCCUUCCUCCCACGAUGCACCAAGCCCUGUCUGGACCCUGGUGUGGGAGACCCCAAACCUGGAGAGGGGCUGACAGCUGGGCCUGGAUCGGCAAUCCUCCCGCGAUGCACCAAACCCUGUCUGGACCCUGGUGUGGGAGGCCCCGACCCUGGAGAGGGGCUGACUUCUGGGUCUGGAGUGGAGCCGCUGACCGGAGCUGGACUGGGCACCGGUGGAGCGGACUGCUUUGGCUCUGGAGUGGAAACCGUUGACCGGUGCUGGACCAGGCCCCGGUGGAAUGGGCACGGGCCGUGCCGGACUGAGAACACGCACCACUGGCUUGGUGCGGGGAGCAGGAACGGGCAGGGCCGGACUGGGGACACGCACCAUUGGCUUGGUGCAGGGAGCAGGUACAGGGCGUACCGGGCUGGCGACAUGCACCACUGGUUUGGUGCGAGGAGCAGGGACGGGCCGUACUGGACUGGGAACACGCACCACUGGCUUGGUGCAGGGAGCAGUUAUGGUCUACGGAGCUUUGCACACGCCCCUUGUUUUGGAACGAGCAUUCAUGACUGCGCCUACCGACUGGAACACGCUACCAUAACUUGGUACGAACGCAGGCACGAUAUGUAACCGGGCGGAACUGUACGUUAGAGAUCUCUGACUGUAACAUACUUUUAAAUCUCCACGCCCAGUCACUCCUCCAGUGAGGACUCCUCCUGAGCCCCACGAGUGCAUGGUCGAGGCUCUUCUUAUCGAUCCCGCCCAACCGUUUAGCCCCCCCCAAAAAAAGGUAAUUGGGGCCUCAUCGCAGCUUCCUCCCAAGCGCCUUUGUGUUCCCCUCUCUGGGGAGUUCUCCAUCAACCCGGGUCCUCCACCAGCCAAUUCCCAGGUAAAAUGACUUCCAGCACCUGGGACCAGGUGUCUGCUCCUGGCCCGUGCUUGAUCCAUUUUUGGGGGGAUCUUCUUACGGACCGUGAAAGACGGUCGACCAAGGUCACCAAUCGCGUGUAUGCGCUUACAAGCCCUUAACCAACAAUGCAGUUUUAAGAAAAGUAAGUGUUAAGUAAAAAAUAGAUAAGUAAAAAUAAAAAAACGAAUAAUUAAAGAGCAACAGUAAAAUAACAGUAGCGAGGCUAUAUACAGGGGGUGUCGGUACAGAGUCAAUGUGAGGGGCACAGGUUAGUCGAGGUAAUAUGUAUAUGUAUGUAGAGGUAAAGUGACUAUGCAUCGAUAAUAAACAGAGAGUAGCAGCAGGUUAAAAAGAGAGGGGGGGUGGGGGGGGGAGACAAUGCAAAUAGUCCAGGUAGCCAUUUGAUUAGCUGUUCAGGAGUCUUAUGGCUUGGGGGUAGAAGCUGUUAAGAAUCCUUUUGGACCUAGACUUGGCGCUCCGGUACCGCUUGCCGUGCGGUACCAGAGAGAACAGUCUAUGACUAGGGUGGCUGGACAAUUUUUAGGGACCUUCCUCUGACACCGCCUGGUAUAGAGGUCCUGGAUGGCAGGACGCUUGGCCCCAGUGAUUUACUGGGCCGUAUGCACUACCCUCUGUAGUGUCUUGCGGUCGGAGGCCGAGCAGUUGCCAUACCAGGCGGUGAUGCAACCAAUACAGGUGUGCUAAGCUUGUAGCGUCAUACCCAAGAAGACUCGAGGCUGUAAACGCUGGCGAGGGUGCUUCAACAUAGUACUGAGUAAAGGGUCUGAAUACUUAUGUAAAUGUGAUAUUUCCGUUUUUUAUUUGUAAUACAUUUGCAAACAUUUCUAAACCUGUUUUUGCUUUGUCAUUAUGGGGUAUUGUGUGUAGAUUGAAACAAAAACAAUUCAUUCCAUUUUAGAAUAAGGCUGUAACAAAACAAAAUGUGGAAAAAGUCAAGGGGUCUGUAUACUUUCCGAAUGGACUGUAUAUGAUAUAUAACAGUGGAGGCUGCUGAGGGGUGGACGGCUCAUCAUAAUGGCUGGAACGGAGCAAAUGGAAUGGCAUCAAACACAUGGAAACCAUGUGUUUGGUAUAUUUGAUACCAUUCCACUCCAGCCACUACCACGAGCCCGUCCUCCACAAUAAAGGUGCCACCAACCUCCUGUGAUAUAUAAUAUAUGUUGCAAUUAAUAUAUAUGUAAUUUCAAACUGUUAUUGUAAGAAAAGCAGGGAAAUGAUUGAUACAGAGCUGUCAUGUCCAUCCAUGAUCGCUCCUGUCGGUUAUUGUUCGCUCUUUGGCCUCAAACCAAGGAGGAAGUAAUGUUGUAUGUUGCUCUGUCUUUUCCCUCCAUCAUAUUGGGUUUUCUGUGACUUCAGGAGCACAAAACCAAAGUGAUGCAGCUGGAGGAGCAUGUGACCAAAGUGAAAAACCGUUACUCUGUCGCCCUGCGCAACCUGGAGCAAAUCAGUGAGGCCAUCCACGCUCAGCGGGGGCGGGGCCAAACUGAAGGUGGACAAACCACGGCCUGUGGUGGGCGGAGUCCCCCUAUUGGGGCGGAGUCGGACAGUGGGGUGUGUGGUGCCGAGGGUGGGGCAUGUGGAGGAGGGGCAAUAGAGACUGACAGGGUGGACAGAAGUGGAGUGGCGUAUAAGAAAAUUGGGCUGGUGGAGAAAUACAGGGAGAACGGGCGAGAGAGGCCCGAGACACAUGGAGAGAGAGCAGGGUCAGAUUCCCUCUCUGUCUUCAGUCUGCAGACCAUCGCUUCCGACCUGGAGAAAUGUGAUUCCAUCGAACACCUUGGGGAAUUUAGCGAUGUGGGCAGUCUGCCUGGGGAGGAUGGAGAGAAUGAGAGGGAGGAGAGAGGGGGAGGGAGGGAAAGAGAAAGAAGGGAAGGACAAAUGCAGCGCCAACAGCACUUCCUGAAGCAACAUCACAGGAGCUUCAGCUUGUGA
Messenger RNA from Coregonus sp. 'balchen', 7596 nucleotides. The record is from the annotation of a GenBank genome assembly. NCBI's taxonomy places the organism in Eukaryota, Metazoa, Chordata, Actinopteri, Salmoniformes, Salmonidae.